GGUACGAAAAUUCAUUGUUUUGUAAAAAAACAGCAUCUUAAGAGAUAUGAAAAACAUCUCUCUGCAGGGAACUGGAAGUUUAUUGAUGAUUUCAACGUUAGCCAUUCUAUCGGUCAAUAUAUGACUACCAAACACUGUUACCGUAUUAGUUUUGUGAAAGACACAAUUGUGACUAAUUCGGUUACGGUAUUAGAGUCAGAUUACUUGGAUUUGGUUCCUUACAAUCAGAUUCAUAAUGGCAAGCACCCCCAGAGCAUCCUGUGUGGUACGAAUGAUAUGCGUCUAAGCUGUACCUUAUGGGGAUCUUUUACUGAUUAA
Messenger RNA from Thlaspi arvense, 318 nucleotides. Lineage: Eukaryota; Viridiplantae; Streptophyta; Magnoliopsida; Brassicales; Brassicaceae. The record is from the annotation of a GenBank genome assembly.